GCGUCUGGGCGGAUAGAGGCUAUGCGGAGGUCGCGGCUGAGUCUGAGCCGCCGGAGGCCGCCUUCUGGGGCCCGGCCUCCGAGCAAUACCUCCGGGUCCCUGCCGGAUGGCGGCGAGUGCGCGAAGCUGUGGACUGAGUUGCUGCGCACCGCGAGCGCAGACCUGAACGAGGACGGCGAGCUGCCGCCGCUGCCCGCGUUCCCCGGCCAGGAGCCCAAGCGCAGUCCUGAGCGCCCGCCCCUGGAAAGAUUCACCGUGGGAACCGAGACCUUUUUCUGGACGCCCUUCCCGCCGCCCCCGCCGGGCCAAGGCGGGGACUCGGGCGGCUCCGACCUUGUACUCAGCGCGGUCCGGGGGCACAUGGGGUCCCCCCAACAAUAUGCAGCGCCCGAGCUCCGCGGAACCCCCAGCGCCGAGGAGCAGCUGUCGGAGGAGCAGCCCUCCCAGCGACAGCCGUCAGUGGACGGUGCGACGACCCUGCAGAGCUGUCCCAUGUGCCAAGUCGACUUCGUCCCCGGGCUGGCGCAGCUGGACAUCGACAGCCACCUGGCCCAGUGCCUGGCAGACAGUACGGAUGACAUAGAGUGCGGUGUGAUGACUGAGGUGGACAGGGGCACCCAGCAGAUGGACCAACCCCAGGUGAACCUGUUCCUGCAGCUGCAGGGAGGCAGAGCAGCCCCUGGAAUUUGCGGAGAGGGAUCAGGUCCGCCUGCUGACGUCCUGUGUGAGCUUUGUCUUGGAGGCCCUGUGCAGGGGGGCUUCUCUCUUGUGCCGUCAGUCCAUAGGUUCUGAAGAGCCUCAUCUUCAGCGCAGCCAUGGCUGCAAAAGUCUAAGGUUACCGUCCAGAAGUCAGUAUUUUCAAGAAAGGCUUCAGGCAAGCCAUGAAAAGACACGGGGGAAAACUCCGUGCACACGGUACAGUGAAAGGCUACAAGCUGAGCAACUCCAACUCUAGGCUGUUCUGGAAAAGGCAGAACGCAUGGAGACAGCGAAACGAUCAGCAGUUAUCAGGGAUUAGUGGGGAGAGCGUAUAAACAGGCAAGAGCACAGAGGAUAUUUAGGGCAGGGAAACACGUUAUGACUGACGUGUCAGUGCAGCCUCUCAUUUGCAACAAGUGCAUUCCCUGGGGAUGUGAAGGCGGGGGCGGGGGAGAAGGAGUCUCUGUCUUCC
Budorcas taxicolor (takin) is the source of this 1171-nucleotide messenger RNA. RefSeq names its product FA core complex associated protein 20 (gene FAAP20). Bases 22 to 792 code for a protein of 256 amino acids. Gene Ontology annotation, biological process: DNA damage response. Gene Ontology annotation, molecular function: ubiquitin binding; K63-linked polyubiquitin modification-dependent protein binding. The transcript has 6 exons. The record is from RefSeq and is a predicted model, not a curated record. Lineage: Eukaryota; Metazoa; Chordata; Mammalia; Artiodactyla; Bovidae.